CACGGGGCUGAGCCUGCAGCGCCUCGGGCCCCGUUUCUCCCUUACAGGAGGAAAGUUUCUGCUGUGUGUCUCAGCAAGACAUUUAAAAUCUCACACGAAAUAACUGCCCUCAGUGCUGACCUCUGGUUUCUUAACAAGGAGAAUGGGUAAAAAAAUAAAGAAGGAAGUGGAGCCUCCUCCCAAGGAUGUGUUUGAUCCUUUAUCGAUUGAAAGCAAAAAAGCAGCAACAGUGGUGCUAAUGCUUAAUUCUCCAGAAGAGGAAGUUUUGGCUAAAGCAUGUGAUGCUAUAUAUAAAUUUGCAUCAAAAGGUGAUGAAAACAAAGUGACACUCCUGAGUCUUGGAGCAGUGGAACCUUUAUUUAAACUAAUCUCCCAUGAAGAUCCAAUUGUUCGCAAAAACGCUACCAUGGUAUUUGGUAUCAUGGCUUCGAAUAGUGAUGUCAAGAAAUUAUUAAGAGAGCUAGAUGUCACAAAUUCACUCAUAGCUCGGUUGGUGCCAGAAGAAGAUGUUAUCAUCCAUGAAUUUGCUAGUCUUUGUCUAGCACAUAUGGCAGUUGAAUAUACCAGUAAAGUGCAAAUAUUUGAGCAAGGUGGGUUAGAACCACUUAUCAGACUGCUAAGUAGCCCUGAUCCUGACGUUAAGAAGAACUCAGUUGAAUGCAUCUAUCACUUGGUUCAGGAUUUUCAAAGUCGUGCUGCAGUUCAUGAGCUAAAUGUGAUUCCUCCUUUGCUGGAACUGCUGAAAUCUGAAUAUCCAGUUAUUCAGCUAUUAGCACUCAAAACACUGGGUGUAAUUAGCAAUGAUAAAGAAACCAGGAUAAUACUGAGAGAAAAUCAAGGAUUAGAUCAUCUUUUUAAGAUACUAGAAACUAAGGAAUUUAAUGAUCUACAUGUGGAAGCUCUUGCAGUGGUGGCAAAUUGUCUUGAAGAUGUGGACACUAUGCAACUGAUUCAGCAGACAGGGGGUCUUAAAAAGCUACUUUCAUUUGCAAAAACCUCUACCAUACCUGAUAUUCAGAAGAAUGCAGCCAAAGCAAUUUCUAAAGCGGCCUAUGAUUCUGAAAAUAGAAAAAUUUUACAUGAACAAGAAGUUGAAAAAUGCCUCAUAACCCUUUUGGGAACUGAUAAUGAUGGAGUAAAGACAGCUGUAUCCCAAGCUAUUUCUGCUAUGUGUGAGAAUCUUGCUAGCAAAGAUGCAUUUGGAAUCCAAGGGAUUCCCCAGUUAGUUCAGUUGCUAAGCAGUGACAAUGAAGAGGUAAAAGAAGCUGCAGCCAUGGCUCUGGCUAAUCUGACAACAGCCAACCCUGGCAAUGCAAGUUCUGUUGCUGAAGCUGAAGGAAUUGAGCCAUUAAUAAAUGUCCUGAGUACUAAAAGAGACGGGGCUGUUGCUAACGCUGCAAUAGUACUAACAAAUAUGGCCACACAGGAGCCAUUACGUCUCAGCAUCCAGUGUCACAGCAUUAUGAAUGCAAUUGUAGAACCACUGCAGUCUGCCAACAGCCAAGUACAAAGCAAAGCAGUGCUUACUGUGGCUGCAUUUGGUUGUGAUGCUGAUGCAAGAACUGAGUUAAGAAAUGCCGGUGGACUGGAACCGCUUGUUAAGCUGCUGCAUUCUAGAAAUGAAGAAGUCAGAAGAAAUGCCUGUUGGGCUGCUGUGGUUUGUGCAAGUGAUGAACUAACAGCAGUUGAACUAUGCAGGCUAGGUGCAUUAGAUAUCCUGGAAGAAAUUAACCUGUCUAUGGGGCGCAGAAAUCACUUCAGUGAAAGAGCUCUGGACAAGCUACUUGAUAACAACCUUUCACAAAAAUACAGCCAGUUGGGGUAUUUAUCAUUCAGUAACAUCAUUACUGACAGCUUCUAUGAUUAUGGUCAGGUAAAACCUGGAGUGAAACUUUUGUCUUUGGAGGAACUGAGUACACAAGAGCUUAAUGAUCGUCGAGCUGUAAUCUUAGUUAAUAUUAAACCACCAGAAGUUGCCCUUACUGUGGAGGAAAAAUUACAAGAUCUAGUUUAUGGACGAACCAUAAAUUUGUCGCCAUCAUCAUCUUUUAGAAAAAGUAGUAAAGAAAGAGCAAGUGCAGUGGUAUCUCCUGUGGACGAAAAACAAGAAUCUUCUGGACGACCUUCUUCACUCAGCAAAGGCAGCACUAGAGAGAAAGGAUCCAGGAAAGGGAAAGGAAAAAAAGAAGAAGAAAAACCAAAAGAAGAAGAAGAAUUCCAAAUUGCACCUAAAAUCCAGGAGGAAGUAACUCUUGAAAAGUUACCGUGGCUACCACCAUUUGACUUCAUUCUACUGGAUUACAUUAAUGAUGCUUCCAAAACAAUUCUACCACUAGCAACUACCAAGGAACAAGUUGUAGCACUUGCACAGUUCGUUGCAGGCAAUAUGGGUGGUCCUAUUGAAAAAGACAAAUUACAUGAAUUCAGCUGGGAACUUCAUAUAAGCGAAAUAAAAUUUGAACAGAAAUGCAAUGUCAUACCUAUCGGAAAAAUCAAGAAAGGAACCUUCUACCACAGGGCUUUACUUUUCAAGGUAAUAGCAGACAGGAUUGGGGCUGGCUGUACUUUAGUUCGUGGAGAGUACACCAGAGCUUGGAAUGAAGUUAAAUUAGUUGACGACUCCCCUCAAGGAAUAACUGGACUUCUGCUUCCUCCUCAAGUAUAUGUCGUAGAUCUAAUGUACCAGCCAGGCUGCUUGAUGAAGCAAGGAAGUGCAGAAGCAGAUCACUAUAAACUAAUUUAAUCCUAGUAUCAGAGCUCUUGAAAAGCAAAACAAUCAUUUUUAAAGAGGUUUUAUUCAUAAAUUUGUAUGAAGCAUAAAAAUUUGUGGGCUCAGCUUUCAAAUGUUGGUGCCUAAGUCCCUGUAAUAGUUAUUUAAAUGUCAGUUUGAUUUCUAAAUGGCCAUUUUCGAUUGUUUUACUUCUGGUUUGUUAUCCUGAAUGUGGAUUUAGGUAUUUCUUUUGGUCAUCCAAGUCUGACAGCUUUGAAAUGUUAUUCAUUCAUUCUAUUUCAUGUUGCCUUACAGAAUAAAAUGUAGAG
Alligator sinensis (Chinese alligator) is the source of this 3039-nucleotide messenger RNA. It is a transcript of the gene ARMC3, whose product is annotated as armadillo repeat containing 3. The coding region runs from base 143 to 2743 and encodes 866 amino acids. The transcript has 21 exons. Gene Ontology annotation, molecular function: protein binding. The record is from RefSeq and is a predicted model, not a curated record. NCBI's taxonomy places the organism in Eukaryota, Metazoa, Chordata, Crocodylia, Alligatoridae.